UGGGGUGAUUGAUCGGCAGCGACCAAUUCCAGCGUCCGGCGCAUGCUCUUCCCGAUCUGAGGCCAGCAUUCGCAAUCUCCGCUGAGGUGAGCGCCGCGAUCGCGAAAAGAGCUGAGAAUUUCGCUGUGGAAUGAGCUAGAGAUCAAGGGUUAGAUGAGUUUCGAUCCCGGGAGAGCAUCAGAAUGUACACCACGGUGGGGCGCUUGAGCAGCUACAUCUCACAGGGCGUCUACACAGUCUCGGGGCCAUUCCAUCCCUUUGGAGGCGCGGUCGAUAUCGUGGUCGUGGAGCAGCCAGACGGGAGUUUCAAAUCCACGCCAUGGUAUGUCAAGUUUGGAAAAUUCCAGGGGGUUCUCAAGCGCAGGGAGAAGACUGUGACGGUGGGUGUCAACGAUGUAGAUGCGAGCUUUCACAUGUAUCUGGAUCACAAGGGAGAGGCUUACUUCCUCGAGGAUGCAUCCGACGACGAUGAGAAGCAGCCUUUUUCUCCUCCAAGCGGGCCUUCGUCCGGGGACGAGGGGCAUGAAUUGGCUCUCGAGUAUCACAAGUUGGUGGAUCAAGGGAUUGGCGGGGAUGGAAACGAUUCGGCGAGCGAUGUAGAGGAAGUAGUGGUUUUGAAUUCCAGCGAGACCAGUAGUGAUAGUUUAGGCGGGGUGGCGAAGCCUCAUGAAGAUGGAGCUCGGACGAAUUUACUCGGGCUCCAGGAGGAGGCUUUGGGGAUUGCCUCGUCGGGGGCGACGACGACGACGACACCAGCGGCGGCUCUUUUUGCAAACACCGCGCUGAUGGCGAUUGAGAGAGUCGCGGGGAAGCCGGUGGAAAAUGGAGAGGUGCAUGCCUCUUCUCCCGACGUUUUGGAAGUUGACCAAGCUGAGAAGAAGGAAGUGCAUGCCGAGAAUGGAGAAGUUCCUUCUCCCGACGUUUUGGAAGUUGAUCAAGCUGAGAAGAAGGAAGGGGAUGCCGAGAAUGGAGAAGUUUCUUCUCCCGAUGUUUUGGAGGUUGAUCAAGCUGAGAAGAAGGGAGGGCAUGCCGAGAAUGGAGAGGUUUCUUCUCCUGACGUUUUGGAAGUUGAUCAAUCUGAGAAGAAGGAAGGGCAUGCUGAGAAUGGAGAAGUUUCUUCUCCCGACGUUUUGGAAGUUGAUCAAGCUGAGGCGAAGGAAGGGCAUGCCGAGAAUGGAGAAGUUUCCUCUCCCGACGUUUUGGAAGUUGAUCAAGCUGAGGCGAAGGAAGGGCAUGCCGAGAAUGGAGAAGUUUCCUCUCCCGACGUUUUGGAAGUUGAUCAAGCUGAGAAGAAGGAAGAGCAGAUAUCUGUGACGUCGCUGAGCUCGAGGAACGGCGACUACGUGAUGAAUUCUUACGAGGUCACGCGGGCUGUUGAUAGGAGCUACAUCAUAACAGGAACUUCAAAGGAAGAGGUGCAAAAGAAAGCUAUGGAGUUGGAGAAAGAGGUGGCUGGGUUAGAUAUGAAGCUUGUCAGUGAGGAAGGUUCGCCUCACUCCGAGGCCCUGAGUGAAGGGAUUCGGAAGGAUGGUGAAGCGAGCGUGGUGGAGGUAACCAAUUCCGUUCAAGACAUUGCGGGGACCUUGAUAUCUGAGGUGCCCGAUGUGCAGGAGAUUGCAUCGAAGGAAGAAGUGAUAUCCGAGUUACCCGAUGAGCAGGAGAUUGCGUCGACUACUUCCAAGGAAAAAGUGAUAUCCGAUGAGCAGGAGAUUGCAUCGACUACUUUCAAGGAUAAAGUAAUAUCUGAGGUACCCGAUGAGCAGGAGAUUGCAUCGACUACUUUCAAGGGAGCAGUGCAGGAAGCCACCGACUUGGCGACAAGCUCGGAUAAGAGUUUGACCGGCUUUGAGGGGAGCUCGUCGUCUAAGGUCUUGGAGGAACAGGAAAACGCAUCGACUGAUGUGAUACCUGUUAAUGUGACCGAGGUAGCAGAAGAACAGGUUGUCAGCUCGAAUGGGGCCGGAACUGAAGACGAGAAGAAAAGCUCGCCGGAUAAAGUGGAGACCACGUCGAUAGACGCGAUCAUUACCGAGCCUUCCGAUGAUGAAGCUGGGGAGUUAAAGCAAAAGGAUGGUGUGUUGGACAAGGCCCGCAUUGAACAGGAAACUCCAUCGGCCGAUGCGACUGCUGCGGCAGAAGCAGCGGGAUCAGCAGCAGGAGCACAGAAGCUGAAAGCAGCGCUUGAUAGCAAUGUUGAGAGACGAACUUGGGGGUGGUGGGUCUGGGGGGGUGGCUCUUCGAAGCCAAAGCUGGACUCUACCACCUCCAAGGGCAAAGCUGACGAGGGAGAGGUGGUGGCCGUUACAGGAAAAGAAAGUAUUGUAAACAGUAAGGUAGACCUUUCCAGCGCCGAAGUUGUACUCAUGAGCGUCGAUGGCCACGUGGUGGUGGCCGAGCACGACGAAACCCCACAAAAGCAAGUACAGCUUCAGGAGAUUCAAUCAGCUCCUGUUCAAGUCCUCGAGAAGCAGAUGCUGCAAGUGAGCGAGAGCACCAGCUUGAAGGCUGGUCCGGAGUCGGCGAUUGAGAUCUCAGAGCAGAAGAUUGUCGCGACGGAAGCAGCGUUGCACAACUCGAUUGCUACUGGGCUCAUAAGAAACGGCUACUGGACCUCUUGGAAGCUCACGUCUAAUAAGACGCUCAUUCCCACUUCCGAGCAGCUGGCGUCGCUCAAAUUGAAACCGGGCAGAAACAAGAUAACAUUCACGUUUACCACUCGUGUUCUCGGCAAGCAACAGGUGGAUGCUCGCAUUUACUUGUGGAAAUGGAACACUAAAGUUGUAAUAUCGGACGUGGAUGGGACUAUUACAAAGUCCGAUGUGCUUGGGCAGGUCAUGCCUUUGGUCGGCAGGGACUGGACACAAACGGGAGUUACACGUCUUUUCUCGGCCAUUAAGGAUAAUGGCUACGAGCUUAUAUUUCUUAGCGCGAGAGCCAUUUCACAGGCAUACCUCACACGGCAGUUUUUGGUGAACUUAAAACAGGAUGGCGAGGCCCUUCCAGAUGGACCAGUAGUCAUCUCUCCUGACGGCUUGUUUCCUUCACUCUAUAGAGAAGUUAUACGCCGAGCUCCUCACGAGUUCAAAAUUGGAUGCCUUGAGGAUAUUAGAGCUUUGUUUCCCCCCGAAUGUCAACCGUUUUAUGCGGGAUUCGGUAACAGGGACACGGACGAAAUUAGCUAUUUGAAAGUUGGGAUACCGAAGGGGAAGAUUUUCAUUAUAAAUCCCAAGGGGGAAGUAAUUGUAAAUAACAUCUUGGACCUGAAGUCGUACACCUCGCUUCACAAGCUCGUGAAUGAUAUGUUCCCUCCCGUAAAUUUGACGGAGCGGGAGGAUUUCAAUUCUUGGAACUUUUGGAAGAUGCCACUUCCGGAUGUUGACGACCUUUGAAGGAGAAAAUAUUUUUUGUGAGGUACCUUGACCGGGACCCCAUUUUCGCCCUCGGAAGUUGUUUGUACAGUAGAAUGCACACAGAUAGAAACCGCCGGCAUUCGGCGGUCCGGGAGCUGUAGAAAUCACGAGAAAUAUUCAGAGGGGCCAAUAACCCAGUCACGACUGGGCUACCUACAGUAUUCAUCAGUAAGACGUUGCUUUCAUUCUUAUUUUUCUUAUUUGUUUGAUCGAUCUUAUAGUG
Molecule: messenger RNA, 3633 nt
Organism: Selaginella moellendorffii
Lineage: Eukaryota; Viridiplantae; Streptophyta; Lycopodiopsida; Selaginellales; Selaginellaceae
Product: phosphatidate phosphatase PAH1
Exons: 9
Coding region: 183-3389 (1068 amino acids)
Molecular function (GO): phosphatidate phosphatase activity
Source: RefSeq, a predicted model, not a curated record